Rotaria sp. Silwood2 is the source of this 1416-nucleotide messenger RNA. NCBI's taxonomy places the organism in Eukaryota, Metazoa, Rotifera, Eurotatoria, Philodinida, Philodinidae. The record is from the annotation of a GenBank genome assembly.
AUGAUAUGUUUUCUUUUUUUAGACUUUAUUCGUGAUCGUAGUUCAUCAAAAUUUCAACAAACUAAAACAUAUGAUGACAUAUUUGAUUUUCGUAUACAAUUUCAAUAUAAUCCUUGUACACGUAGUGAUCAAAUGGAUACAAUUGAAUAUGAAUUACAUCAACAAUUUCCAUUACUUAGUUCAAAGUUUAAAAAUGAAAAUAUUUUACAACCAUUAAAUAAUAAUAUAAAUGAUGAUCAAGAAUUUUAUAUAUGUAAAGAAUUAUGUCCAUAUGUACAUUUUAUUCGACGUGAUUUUGGUGAUGUUUAUCAACAUAGUGGUGAUGAUAAAUUAUUUGAAAAUUUUACUAUUUAUCUUGAAUCAUCGGUUGAAUAUCAUAUUAAUCAUCAACAAUCUACAUGUAAACGUGAAUUAGCUACACAUGGAAUAGUUUAUGCUCGAUUAGAUCUUAAUACAAUGGUGUCAUCAAAUUCAAUUGAUGAAGAUUUAUUAAUAGAAAAAUUAUGGAAUAUGGGUGAAGGUUUAACAUCCAUAGCUGGUCAAUAUACCACAUCAGAAACUCAACAAUCAACAAAUUAUUAUACACAUGAUGGAAAUAAAUAUACGGCUCAAGAUGAAGCACUUGUUCAAACAAUACUUAAACAAUCAACAUUACAUUCAAUGCUUGGCUUAACAAAUGAUGCAACAGAUGAUGAAAUUGAACAAAGUUUUAAGCAUAUAACAAAUCAAUUAGAUAUGAAAUGGAAUUGUAUUCGAGCUGAUAUAAUUUCAUUGUUGGGAAAAAAAAUGGAUAAUCAACAAUCCACUAAAAUGCCAAAACCAUUCGAUACUGAUCCUGAAUUAAAUACAUCAACUAUGGAAAGUAAUCCACAACAAUUUGGAUUACGAGAAGAUGAUGGGUUCAAGCAAGAAGACGAUUAUCGACAAGAAUUAAUGAAGGUUCAAGAUGAAAUUGUAACGUUACGUCAAGUACUUGGAGCUAAAUUAAGACGUGAAAGUGAACUUAAAACACUAUUAGGUGUUGGUUUUGUUGAUGAUCUUAAACAAGAUUGGCAAGAAACUGUUCAUGAUAUUAAAUCAUCAACGGCUUAUCAAAAAACAGCUGAAACAUUACAAGCUGCUUCAAAUAAAAUUGCUCCAGCUUUUCAAACGGUUAAUACAACAUUUAAAACACGUCUUGGUUCUCUUAGAAAUUCAAAUUAUUUCAAAACAUUUGAAAAUACACUUGGUUCAACUGUUACUGCUGUUAAAUCAAAAAUGACAUCAUCAAAAUCAGCAAUGCAUUUUAAUGGAAACGAUACAAAUGACAUGAGUCAUGGAGCAACAGGUGGACCUAUGUCUACUAGUGCAUCGCAUGAUGAAUAUCUUAAUUUUAGUGACGGUUCAAGUGAAAAAAAAGAUUUAACAAAUAAAUAA